Molecule: messenger RNA, 1895 nt
Organism: Nelumbo nucifera (sacred lotus)
Lineage: Eukaryota; Viridiplantae; Streptophyta; Magnoliopsida; Proteales; Nelumbonaceae
Product: zinc ion binding protein
Biological process (GO): mitotic DNA replication checkpoint signaling; nuclear DNA replication; mitotic DNA damage checkpoint signaling
Cellular component (GO): spliceosomal complex; nucleus
Molecular function (GO): zinc ion binding; nucleic acid binding
Source: RefSeq, a predicted model, not a curated record
ACGGGUUUCUUUCCACCGUAGAACUACCCGCGUGGCAGGAGCUAAGGCAGGCGGUGGGACGGAUAUGCGAACUCAAGUUUUCUCCCGGGCAGUUCCAUCGUUAAUAAAAGCUAAACAAAAUAUCUAUCUCGCGCCGAUUUCCAAUUUUGUAUCCCGCUAAAACUCCCUCCCUCCUCCCUCUCUCUCUCUCUCUCUCUCUAUCUCUCUCUCUCUAUAGAGUGGUUCUGCGGACGGUCAGAGGAUAAAUUCGGGAUAGGUAUCAAGCUGAUCAAAGAUGACAACAAAUACAUUUGAGGAAGGUACCAUCAACUUGAAGGAGAAACCAUUACAGUGACUUCAUAGUUUUGCACAAGAGGUUAUCAGGUUUAUCCUCUCAAGUAUUUUCAAGGUUCAGGGGUCCUGUAACCACAGAGCCAGAGCUUUUGCCUUUGGCCUUCCUCUGUGAAGAAGAAAACCAUAUUGCGAAGGAGGGAGAGUAUUAUGUGUCAUUUAAUUAACCAGACUAAUUAGGUUGGAUUCAUCUGUUUGCAUUUGCCUUGGAAUUUGUUUCUUGUAUUAUCAAUGGAUGCUCAAGCAAAGAAGGCCUUAUUUCGUGCUAAAUUGAAAGAAUCUUCUCAGAAGCGGGACAAACGCAUAGAUUCUCCCCUUGUAAGGUACAAUGAACAUGACCAACCUGUCUGCAGGGUUUGUGAUGUCACUUUGAAGUCUGAAUCCCUCUGGCCUGCACACCAAGCUUCCCGUAAACAUCAUGAGGCAAUUAAUAAUAUCAAGGCUGCUGCAGCUGGGCGAUCUCAAAUUUCUGAUGGAAAAUUUCAGCCUCAUGAAGAAUCUAGCAAACUUAAAGCUGAGUCAUCUAUGGAGUUGCAUAAACCUAAAUCUGAGCCCCAAAAAGAGUUGCAUAAACCUCGGUCAUCAUCAGCUUUACCAGAAGGAUUUUUUGAUAAUCCUGAGGCAAAGAAGCCAAAAACUGGAUCAGAUAUUGGAAGCAAGGUUAAUUCUGGUGCUCCGCAAGCUUCUGUCAAGUUGGUAGGUUCUGGUUCUCUUAAUGAAUAUGGGAAACCAGCUAGUUCUUCUCUAACUCAUCGUGUUGAGCCUUCUGACUUUAAAAGCAAGAUAGAUGGACUAUCUAAUGUUCAUAUAGUAGAUGCAAAGGGUCGAAGUGAAAUUAAAUCCUCCAGCCAGCUCACCUACACAUCGACAAAUCUGGGUGGUACAGAACUGAAGCAAGCCAAGGGAGCUCUUCCAGAAGGUUUUUUUGAUAAUAAGGAUGCUGAUCUACGUGCACGUGGCAUUGAGCCUGUAAAAGUUGACAUCAAGGAUGAGUACAAGGAAUUUGAAAAGGUCAUCCAAGGGGAUUUGCAGGAAGUAGAUGACCGUUUGGAGGAAGAAGAGUUUGAUGCAGCUGAAGUGAUAGAAGGAGCCGAGUCUUUGGAGCAAAAGGCUUAUUGGGAAAGAGUGGAGAUGUUAAGGAAGAAGCAAAUGGAACUAAAGGCUGCUAUGCUUGCCAGAAAGGAAGUUCCUGUAACGACAAACAAGGAGCCCAUCAACGAGGAGUCAUUUAGUGACGAAGAUGACAAUGAUGAUGAUUUUGCUGUAGAUUGGAGAGCUAAACAUAUUUAGUUACGUAAAAGCAAUCUACAAAAUAUAGCCUUUGUGAUGUAAUAUUUUUUGAUGGGACUAUUAAUUAAGAAUUUCGUAAUUCAUACAAGUCUUUUGGUUUUAUAUUUUGAACUGCUGUUUUCAUCUCAUUGGGGAAAUCUUGUGAUGCGUUACACACAGUCCAAACCUGUAUAUCAUGGGCACUCAGUCACUCACAAUUUAGUGACACUUUGAUUUUCCCCUCGCGUUAUGUAUUUAUUUACCAGCGGAAUACAUUUUCUGGAUGUUAGAGGUAA